AUGGUGAGACUGAAACUCCGAGCAGUAAGACGAGUCUUCAAGGAUAUGGGAGGACAUCAUCUAUCUAUUCAUGGGCUAAGCUCUACCGUUGAUGGUGGUUGGCGACGACGGCAGCAGCAACGGACGAACGAGUUCCUCUCCUGUCUUUAUGACGAACAGCAGCAGACCGAUGGAACUUGGCGACGAGCCGGUAUCAGAACGUCUGAAAUUGUCAUAGCAUGUUGCAGAGCCGGUAUCAGAACGUCUGAAAUUGUCAUAGCCUAUGAUCCUGUUUGGGAAAAUGGAACUGGAAAGGUUGCAACACCUGCCCAUGCACAAGGAUUUGGAACUUCUUGCUGCACAUUUAACUUUUUUACGUCUGCACUAAGUCUUAAGGAUGUUGUUCACUCUGAUGACUUUAGUAUUUUGUUGAACUCUUCACCUUCAUUGGAUCAAAGACUUUAUAAUUCGCCAACUGCUUCUCAAGUUGCUGCUGUAUGGAUUGAAGACUAUGAUAGAGUUGAAGAUAAUAGGAAUAUUAGGGUAUAUGCACAUUGUGGUCGGUCACAAAAUAUUCAAUACUAUUAUGGUUGUUAUGAUCCAUUACAAUACCCUUUGUUAUUCCCAUUUGGUGAUGUUGGAUGGCAUGAGGGUAUUCAAAGAGCCUUGCAAUCAAGGAAUUUACAACCUCUUGGUUAUGUAAAUUCUUUAUCUAUUAAUGCAAACACUCAAUUAUCUGUUGAUGAUCUAAUUCGAGAAGAGGAAGCGGUGUUUCGAGAAGGUAGGAAGCGCUCCUCAAUAUCGUGCAGAGAAUAUUAUGCAUACAAAUUUCAUAUUCGAGCAAGUGAUAAUUCUCUAUUAUUACAUACUGGAAGAUUAUUUCAGCAAUUUAUUGUUGACAUAUAUAUUAAAGUUGAAACACAAAGGCUAGAUUAUUUUAGGAAAAAACAACAGUUGUUUAGGUCUGAAAACUUUCAAGGCCUCGUUGAUAGCGUUGGAACGGGUGCUGUGUUUGGUAAUGAGGUCGGACGCAGAGUUAUUUUGCCAUCGUCAUUCAUUGGAGGUCCUAGAGAUAUGCGUGGUCGAUAUAUGGAUGCAAUGUCCCUUGUCCAAAACUUUGGCAAACCUGAUAUGGAUUUGCAAUACAAUGACGACGCACAAAAUAGGCCAGACUUGAUUGCAAGAGUGUUCCACGCAAAAUUGCAGGAACUUAAGAAUGAUAUUACAAAGAAACAAUUUUUUGGCGAAAUUGCUGCAUACACUUAUGUAAUCGAGUUCCAAAAGAGAGGAUUGCCACAUGCUCAUUUCCUUAUUAUUCUAAAAGACAAAUGUCAUGCAAUGUCUCCUUCUUUUGUUGAUAAUUUUGUAUCGGCAGAAAUACCAGAUAAACAUCUUCAACCUGCGUUGUACGAUCUUGUAAAAAAACAUAUGGUUCAUGGUCCUUGUGGUUUUCUUAAUCCAAAUUGCCCUUGCAUGACACAAAGGAAAUGCAAAUCCGCACCUACUUGUAAAAGUAAAUACCCCAAACUAUUUAGCGAUGCCACUGAGUUUGCUGAUGACUCUUACCCUAUUUAUAAGAGACGCAAUACACCCUUUUUGGUUCAUGUUAAAGGGUUUAAUCUUGAUAAUAGAUGGAUAGUGCCUUAUAAUCCCCAGUUAUUACAUAAGUUUGAUUGCCAUAUAAAUGUGAAAGUCUGUGCCAGUAUUAAGUCUGUGAAGUACAUUUAUAAAUAUAUUUACAAAGGCCAUGAUAGAGUAAGCAUGACUUUGGGUGAUAACACUGAUGAUCGUGUGAUUGAUGAAAUUAAAGAAUACCAAAAUGCAAGAUGGAUCUCGCCCCCUGAAGCUGCAUGGCGCAUAUUUGGAUUUGCAAUUGCAGAGAUGAAGCCUGUUGUUAUACAGUUGCAGAUACAUUUAGAAAACUCACAAUAUAUCAAUUUUUAUGGCCAUGAAAGGAUAACCUACAUAGUAAGUAGAGAAGAGUCGUCUCGUACUAUGUUAACUGAAUUCUUUGCAAUGAAUCUUUCAAGUGAUUUUGCAAGAACUUUGAACUUGCUUUAUGUAGAAUUCCCUUGCCAUUUUGUUUGGUGUAAGUCAAGCAAGUCUUGGAAACCUCGAAAACAGCUUACAGUUAUAGGCAGACUUGUUGCUGUUAAUCCAACUGAGGGAGAACGGUAUUAUCUACGACUGUUAUUAAUGAAUGUCAGGGCACCAACUUCGUUUGAUUGUUUAAGAACUGUCAAUGGUCAAAUCACUUCAUCUUUUCGUGAUGCUGCUGAGAAACUAGGAUUACUUGUAGGAGAUUUCAUUGUUGAAACAUCGUUGAAUGAAGCAGUAUUAUUCCAAAUGCCUUCAAGUUUGCGGACUUUUUUUGCAACGCUUCUCAUCUUUUGUGAUAUUUCCAAUCCUAUUUCAUUAUGGAUGAAAUACAAAACACACAUGUGUCAAGACUUAUUAAGGACAGGCUUGCACACCAAUGCUGAGGCUGAAUCAUUAGUCCUAAAGAUGAUUCCUAAUAUAGUACAAGAAAUGGGCAAGAAAACGAAAGACUUCUGCCUAUUUGAUCUAUUGGAAUCUUAUGAUUUCCCAGGACGUGUUACUAAUGAGAUUUUAGUUGAGAACAUGCGUGCACGGGCUGAUCCUACAUUUGCAAGUUACUUGAUGAAGAUAGGUAAUGGCACAGAACCUGCUAUUUACCAAAACAAAAUAAAAGUGCCUUCUCAAUUUCUUGUACAAAAAUGUGGAUCAAAGUCUUCGUUAUAUGCAUUGUUUGAUGAUGUAUACACUGAUUUACAUUGUUUCUUCAAUGACCCAUACCCACUGAUGGACAGAGCAAUUUUGACAACAAAGAAUGAAUUUGUUGAUGAGAUUAAUAUGCUUUUGCUGGAAAAGUUCCCUGGUGAAAAUAAAAGUUACAUCAGUUAUGAUGAGCCACUUGAUUCAAAGCUUAUGCAAUGGUACACGACUAAUAUGUGA
Ipomoea triloba (trilobed morning glory) is the source of this 2955-nucleotide messenger RNA. RefSeq lists its product as uncharacterized. The record is from RefSeq and is a predicted model, not a curated record. The coding region runs from base 1 to 2955 and encodes 984 amino acids. The transcript has 6 exons. NCBI's taxonomy places the organism in Eukaryota, Viridiplantae, Streptophyta, Magnoliopsida, Solanales, Convolvulaceae. Gene Ontology annotation, molecular function: triose-phosphate isomerase activity.